AUGUUUAAAUAUCAUUCAUCAGAAAAAGAUUUCAAUUCACAACGUCGUUAUAAACUUUGUGCUGAACAGGAAAAAUUAUUAAGAGAAAGGACUAGUCGUCAAUCUUCCAUAAAACAAGAACAAAAUCGGGAUGCUUUAAGAAAAUUUUAUGAACGUAAAGCCAAAGAAGUUGGUCUAUUAAAUUGUGUUAGUGUUGAGCAACCAUCUAUAAAUUUGGAUGAAGGUUCUGAAACGUCUCAAGUCAAAUGUCCUUUGAAAAAAAAUAAUUCAAAAAAUUCCAAAGAUUUAGUUGAAAGAAUAAAAGCGGGUUAUACGAUUAUCAAGUUCAUCAAAUAUCAUAUUACUAGGCAAAGAACUCGUCAAAUUCUUUCAGAGCUUUACAAACUUCGAGCUAUUGAGAACCAUCUUAUAUCUCUCAAGUCCACUACUAAUAAUAACGAUCUUAAGGAUCCUAUUCGCAAGAUUUUAGAGCAAUUGGACAAAAUCAAUUUCACAGACUUUAUCAAAUUAUCCCACGCGGGUUCUCCGGAAGGAUCUUUAAUGGGUGUGAAACUCCGAAUUGCGGUAAUUGGAAAUGUCAACGUAAAAAAUUCACGUAAAAAAAUUCACGUAAAAAUUCACAAAAAAUUCACGCAAAAAAUUCACAAAAAUUCACGCAAAAAAUUCACGCAAAAAAACAUUCACAAU
Molecule: messenger RNA, 687 nt
Organism: Racocetra fulgida
Lineage: Eukaryota; Fungi; Glomeromycota; Glomeromycetes; Diversisporales; Gigasporaceae
Source: the annotation of a GenBank genome assembly